Trifolium pratense (red clover) is the source of this 1627-nucleotide messenger RNA. Its product is annotated as F-box protein SKIP16. The record is from RefSeq and is a predicted model, not a curated record. Lineage: Eukaryota; Viridiplantae; Streptophyta; Magnoliopsida; Fabales; Fabaceae. The coding region runs from base 104 to 1453 and encodes 449 amino acids. Gene Ontology annotation, molecular function: protein binding. The transcript is spliced from 5 exons.
AAUCAAAAAACUAAUUUCAAUAAGACAAAAAUACAAUAAGCAGUUCUAUAGUGUCUGAGUAGAGAGCAGUUGGUGUAAGAAAAAUCGAUUACUGAUCAGAAAGAUGGAUUUAGAAUCGGUUGGUGAUUUAGCGUUUCAUAUGAUUUUGGAAAAUCUGAAACCCGAAGACAUUGCAAGUAUUUCAUGUGUAAGUAACAGGUUUAGGUCUGUCACUUCCGAUGACUCUCUUUGGUCCAAAAUCUGCUUCCAUGAACUUUCUCUCACUCAACCCAUUGAUCAUCGUGGAAACCCUCUUCCUUCCUUUAAGGAAGCUUAUAGAACUUGGAGAGAAGAUUUUGUUAUGUAUCCUUGGUCUCUUGUUAAGCGUGUAAAAAGGUGUUGGGACAAUAUAGAAACCUGGCUCGUCAAUAAUUUUCCGGAAGCUAAGGAGACUCUUUGUGAAGGUGCAUCGGAAGCUGAGAUUCAAGAGUUGGAGGAUGUCUUGAAUGUUAAAUUGCCUCUUCCUACAAGGAUCCUUUACCGCUUACAUAAUGGGCAAGAGAUUGAAAAACUAGAUGUCGAUACCUCUACCGACGCAUUUGGCACUUCUUUGGGAAUAAUUGGUGGUUACUCAUUCUAUGAUCAUUUGGUGAAUGUUUAUUUAUUACCUAUAAGUCAUAUAAUUGAAGAAACCCAGCAAAUUACAAACAACUUGGGAUUUUUAAGAAGAUCCAAGUACGUUCUUGUGGCUGCUUCGUCCACGUACUCUGAGAAGUUGUUUUUCCUCAACUGUACCAAUGGUCAACUAUAUGUUGGAACCAAGGAGCUUAUUACCAAUAGAGAUAUGAUGCCAUGUGUUCCUCGUAAUCUGAUUAGUUUGGAUCGUGAGUUGGAUGGCGAAAAGAUACAGGAUGCCAUGCUGCUGUGGUUAGAAGAACAUGGCCGCCGUUUACAACGUGGCUCUAUCAAACUGAUCGAAGAAGGAAAGGCCAAAAGCAUUAAUCUUUUCCCAGAAGAACCCCCUCUUUGCUCAACUGCUGUAACCAAUGGUGUGCAGGUUCGCGCCUCUGCGUUGGUUAUCCCUGAGUUGACUGAUCUUCAAGAAGGCCGUGAGAAGUACUUAUUUUCUUAUUCAAUCCGCUUGUCCUUACAACCUCAAGGGUGCAUGAUCAAUGGAAUAUCCCACAGGUCUUGCCAGCUUUAUUGGAGGCACUGGCUCAUCCAUGCUAAUGAUGUUGUAGUAUCUGAUGUCGAUGGAGAAGCUGUUAUAGGAAUGAUGUCUUUGCAGUACCCACUUUUGCGUCCAGGUGAUAAAGAAUUUGCUUAUCAGAGUUGCGCAGCUCUACCAACAUCAUCAGGUUCCGUUGAAGGUUCCUUUACCUUUGUACCCGGAAGAUUGGUAGAACCAAAAGGAGAUCCUUUCAUAGCUACAGUUGCGCGUUUCCCUCUCGAGCGGCCAGACUAUAUUUUCUAAUUUGCUUAUUUAUGGGAUUCAGCUAUCUCUAAUGAUAAUUGCAGCCCUGUGAUCUUGUUGCAUCAUGUUACUUUGUAUGAGUUGCUUGGUUGUUGUGAGUUUAAGUUGGCAGUGCACUAUUUCCCUAUGUAUUUAAGACCAAUGCAGAAUAAUACAAGAUAGAAAUUUGAAUAA